AUGUUAAGCACCAGGAAUAAUUUGGGAGAAAACUUUUUCCACGAGGCAUGUCGAGCAAGAUCAAUAGCGCUUCUUCAGAGAGCGGCAGAAUGGGUAGAUCAACCAAUUCCAACGAUCUUGGCUACAAAAAACAAUGAUGGUGAACAGUGUACCCAUAUAAUUGUUAAAUGCAAAGAAUAUUAUGCAGCUGACAUGAUGAAAAUCGUCAUGUAUCUUGGGGCUGACAUCAACGGCCGAGAAGGACUUGGUGGAUUCACUCCGCUUCAUUUGUGUGUCUGGGAGAAAAAUUAUAAACGUGCCGAAUGGUUGUGCAAAGUACCAGGCAUCAAUCUAGAAGCCGAAAAUUAUGCUGGACAAACAACAUAUGAUUUAGCCUAUGAAAGAAACGACUAUGAAAUGAUGAAAAUAAUUUUGGAAAAGUCUAUUGAAGCCAAGUCUGAUCCACCAAGUGUAAAAGACAGUAAAACGUCGGCAUGUCGAGCAAGAUCAAUAGCGCUUUUUAAGAGAGCGGCAGAAUGGGUAGAUCAACCAAUUCCAACGAUCUUGGCUACAAAAAACAAUGAUGGUGAACAGUGUACCCAUAUAAUUGUUAAAUGCAAAGAAUAUUAUGCAGCUGACAUGAUGAAAAUCGUCAUGUAUCUUGGGGCUGACAUCAACGGCCGAGAAGGACUUGUCUGGUCACCGCCAACGAUGAUCAGACUGAUGAAGACUCUGGCAAAGAAGAUGUCGGUAGACAUAAACAAUUUGCCUCCAAGUUUACUUCGAGCACCAGCAGUACCUACUGCUUUUAGAGAAGAAUCGGACGAACCAUCAGUCAAGUCAGCAGAAGAAAUAUGCUUAGAGAAAAUAACAAAAAAAAUUCUGUGUCUCAGCUACAUCUCAUUUACCAAAAAACAAAAACUGGGGGGGGGGGGGGGGGGCGCGAAAGUGCAGGCGAUUAAUAUCGAUACCCAUGUCUUCCGUCUUCAUUACAAAUUGACGGUGAUUGUUCUUCUGGUGUUUUCGCUGCUGAUCACCUGGAGGCCGUUCUUCGGAGAUCCUAUGGAGUGUUACUUCCCAGACUUCCCUACCAUGUCCCUGAACACCUACUGUUACAUCCAUUCCACGUUUCUUGUCGUUCCAUUGGAGAAAAAGCCAGUGCCUCAAAAGUUACCAUAUCUUGGAGUUGCCGCGCAGACGGAGAAAGACACCGUAAAGUUCUACGACUACUACCAGUGGGUCUUCGUCGUAUUGGUUGCACAAGCAGUACUCUUCUACUUGCCGCAUUAUAUAUGGAAAGUAUGGGAAGGUGGACUAAUGAAAAUGUUAGCGGUGGACCUGUCAUCUCCAAUGAUAAGCGCAGAUCGCGUCAACAAAAAUACGGACGUAUUGUUAGAAUAUUUCCAAAAGCAGCUGCAUUUGCACAACAGUUAUGCCUUUAAAUAUUUUUCAUGUGAACUGUUGAAUUUGAUAAACAUCGUAUUUCAAAUAUUAUUUAUGAAUAUGUUCCUUGGCAACGAGUUCCAAUACUAUGGACUUUAUGUUUUAGCUGUCAACUGGAAGGAAAGACUUCGAGAAGAGAUGACAAACCCUAUGCAAUGGCUGUUUCCUACUGUGACCAAGUGUACUUUUAAGAAAUACGGUCCCUCUGGAUCUGUAGAACUAAGAGACGGACUGUGCGUUCUUACACAGAAUUCAGUUAAUCAGAAAAUAUUGCGCAGCUUCCGGUCUACGUGCAGUCUGAAUAGUGCUAGAGACAUUAACGUAGUGUUUGACAAGCUAUGGAUAGGGGAUUGGUUUUUGCUAUGCAUGUUGCAACGGAAUAUUAAUUGUGUAGCCUACAAGGAGCUUAUAUUCCGUAUAGCACGGAGUUGCGACUCCAACAUUUGUUCAAUAUGUUUAGAAGCCGCGGAGCGUCAACGUAAGAGGUCUUCCGCUAAAAGAGAUGAGAACCGGCAGCGUGAAACCUCAGGUGUUGAGGGAGAAGCCGAGCCUCAGCGUAAAACAUCGGUUGCUGACAAAGACGGCGGACCUGCUCAGUGUCGGACAUCAUCAAAGCAAGAGGCGGAGCGUCAGCGUGAAAUAUCAGCUGUAGAGCAACAAGUCGACGCUCAGCCCGGAACAUCGGCUGAUAAGCCAGAAGGUGAACGUCAGCGUAAAACAUCGGACGUGAAGCGAUAUGCUGAGCCGCAGCGUAAAAUAUCAGAAGUCUGGUCACCGCCAACGAUGAUCAGACUGAUGAAGACUCUGGCAAAGAAGAUGUCGGUAGACAUAAACAAUUUGCCUCCAAGUUUACUUCGAGCACCAGCAGUACCUACUGCUUUUAGAGAAGAAUCGGACGAACCAUCCAGAAAGAAGAGAACUAAAACUAUAACGAAAGGAGAGAUAAAGGAAACAAUAGAGAUCGAUAAUUACAAAGUGAAAGAAUUUAAAUUUAAUGAAAUGUUGGACUUGAAGAAUCUUGGCGUUGGGCUAAUGAGAAACAAGAAUAAAGAUAAGAUGAACGAAACUGUAAACUGGCUUAAAAUAAAAAGGAUGAAAUACAUAAAAGGAGAUUUAAAAAUAUAUUUUAACUAUGACAUGUCUGAAGACUAUCGUACUAUAGAUGUUUGUAAGAUGCCUGUGAACACAUCUAAAACCAGAGCUAAAAGGAAUUCAAAUCCUCCCUCAGUCAACGUUCAAUUGCCGGAAGAAAUUGAGCUCUUGUACUCUUCUCAAUUACCUAUAAGUAUCGCCAAAAAGAAAGAUCUCCUUAAUAUGUGUGAAAAACAAAUUAUACCUGAAGAACUUCACGCUUGGAUACGAGAUAUGAAAACAUAUACCAAACAACCAGCCUUCGAAAGUGACGAAGAGUGAUUGGGACAUGUUUUAUUUAAUAUUAGUUUCUCAAUAAAAUACAAAAAAUGUUUAAUUUGAUCUCUGUCUUUGGUGUAAAACCCAAUAAGUCACUACUCCACGUUAUUAAUUUUCUAUUAAUAUUAGAAUGGUGUACAACGGACACUUUAAAAUUGUUUUAGUAAUCAGUUAAAUA
Messenger RNA from Chilo suppressalis (striped riceborer), 3010 nucleotides. NCBI's taxonomy places the organism in Eukaryota, Metazoa, Arthropoda, Insecta, Lepidoptera, Crambidae. The record is from the annotation of a GenBank genome assembly.